Selaginella moellendorffii is the source of this 669-nucleotide messenger RNA. RefSeq lists its product as uncharacterized. NCBI's taxonomy places the organism in Eukaryota, Viridiplantae, Streptophyta, Lycopodiopsida, Selaginellales, Selaginellaceae. The transcript has a single exon. The record is from RefSeq and is a predicted model, not a curated record. Bases 45 to 521 code for a protein of 158 amino acids.
UCUCCUCCGUUGAUCAUAGGGAAAAAGAAAAGUAAAGCAAAGCAAUGCCAGCGUCUUCAGCGUUUGAUUCGUCUCCAAUCCGCGAUGGUGCUCCGCCCGUCCGGAACUUCAGCCUCUCCAAUCUCCCUGUGGUGCGCCAGAUCGUAGAUCUCGUCUACGACCCCGACAAGAAGGCCCAGGUCGAUCGCGAUGGCUACGCGGAGGAGAUCGAUCUCGGCGAGAAGCCCGCGAUGAUGCGGCGGCAGUGGUCCGUGGAGGAUUUCGCCACCAUCAGCGAUGGGCAGCAUCUUGGCCGCUGCCCCUACUCGUCCGUGGUGAAGAAUCCGGGCGUGCCCUACGAGUUCCAGAUGCCGCUCCACUACCCGCGCUUUAGCAAGCAGCAGUACGCCACCAUGCCCGAGUGGCAGAUCGAUCGGCUGCUCGAGGAGUAUGGGCUGCCCGCGUCGGCCAUGGGCACUCUCGAGGAGAAGCGCGAGUACGCCGUGGGCGCCUUUCUCUGGCGCGAUCAGAGCAGCAACUAGAGGGAAAGUAUCCCUGAUGUGUUCUUUCCUUGCGAGUGGAUUCUUUUUGUUUGUUUGAGUGAAAGAAGGUUUCAAAGGUUUAGGUCGAUUUUCGGCCAGUGUAAAUUCCUGAGAGAUGAAUAAAAGGAUCCGUCUCGACCUUGCUGUA